CCUCAAUCCAAUCCCAUAUCACUCUUUCACCUAUCCACUCAAUCCUACACAUUCUUACACUAUUAUAUAAUUUAUUCCAUAUCUUCCAGAUUCCACUACAAUAGUGUAAACUGUACCAUAUUUUAAUAUUGUACCAUAUUAUAAUACUGUACGAUAGUGUAAAUAGUGAGAACAAUUGUGAGAUGUUAAGAAUGUAUGAAAGAUUAUUGGUGGUAUUGUCUAGGGAGCGGAAUAUAUAUUUUAAUUUAUCGUUGGAGAAUUAUUUAUUGAGUACUUUUUCCACUGGAAGGCUGUGGAAUAAUGUUAGUAAUUCGGCGUACUCGAGGGUUUUGUACUUUUGGAGAAACUCACCCGCCGUCAUCAUUGGAAGGAACCAAAACCUCUACUCAGAAUGUAAUUUAAACAAUAUUACACAAGAUGUCAACAUCGUCAGAAGAUUCACAGGCGGUGGCGCUGUCUACCAGGACUUGGGGAACUUGUGUUUUACGAUCAUUUCAGACUCCAAGACCCACGACUUCAACACGAACUCUCAACUCAUCUGCUCAGCUCUAACCAAACUCAUUGGAGUCCGAUGUGAUCCUACGGGUAGAAAUGACAUGUGUGUAAAUGGUCUUAAGUUUUCCGGAUCCGCAUUCAAAGUGUUACCUAACGCUGCUUUACAUCAUGGAACGUUGUUGAUAAACAUAAAUAAAGGUUCCUUGGAGAAGUACUUAACACCCGAAAAGUCCAAACUCGCCAAGCACAAUGUGAAGAGUGUGGAGUCAAGAGUAACUAACUUGGCUCAGUUCAAACCUGACAUCACACACCAAGAAGUCUGUGACUCCAUCAUCAGUGAGACCGUCACACACUUUCAAUACACACACAGCGAAUUGUGGGAAGUGGAUCAGACUAGCGAAGUGUGCAACGAACAGGAGUUCAAGGAAUGUUACAACAAACUUACCGAUAGAGACUGGAUUUAUGGGACGAAUUUGAGGAAUGAGAUGAAUGGGAUGAAUGGGAUGAAUGGGAUGAAUGUGAGGAGUUUGAGGAACAGGUUUGAGUUUGGGAGUGUCGAGUUCUGUCUGGACAUAAGAGACAACCAAGUAGAAAAUGUCUUCAUCUAUUCCGACAUGCUAAACGCCGAUUUCAUCCAACACUUGAUCAAGAAAUUCAAUAAAUCCCCAUUCCCAAACACUUUUCAGGCGUUUGAAGAGAUUCUCAAUUCCGUGGAAUAUCCAAACUGUGAGGAAUAUGUAAGACAAAUCAAGGCGUGGCUACGAGAAUCUUUAUGAUUAAUAUUAUACAUGUGUAA
This is a messenger RNA of Theileria parva strain Muguga, 1291 nucleotides long. It is a transcript of the gene lplA, whose product is annotated as lipoyltransferase and lipoate-protein ligase family protein. Bases 183 to 1271 code for a protein of 362 amino acids. Gene Ontology annotation, cellular component: cytoplasm. Gene Ontology annotation, molecular function: lipoyltransferase activity; lipoate-protein ligase activity. The record is from RefSeq and is a predicted model, not a curated record. Gene Ontology annotation, biological process: protein lipoylation. Lineage: Eukaryota; Apicomplexa; Aconoidasida; Piroplasmida; Theileriidae. The transcript is spliced from 10 exons.